Messenger RNA from Papaver somniferum (opium poppy), 2062 nucleotides. RefSeq lists its product as uncharacterized. The coding region runs from base 587 to 1477 and encodes 296 amino acids. The record is from RefSeq and is a predicted model, not a curated record. The transcript has 5 exons. NCBI's taxonomy places the organism in Eukaryota, Viridiplantae, Streptophyta, Magnoliopsida, Ranunculales, Papaveraceae.
GUUAUUUCUAGUCUAUAUCUAUAUUAUAAGGGACAAUGAUGUUUUUCGACAUCAAUGGUUAUCUAUGGUUCGGAUACAUAAAGAAGGAUCACGAUGGAGCCAGUAAUUUCGAUGAAUAUCAAUAUUUUGAGGUUAUAAAGAGCCGCCUACAUUUUGAUGAAUAGAUACAAGGGAUUCCUCGUAUGCCCAAUUCAUUAGCAACUACCAAGGAGGGCAACGAAAAAUACCUUUCGGAGAAGACUUUAUCACCAAGACAACAUUUGCUUCUUCUAAUUUAAAGCUCUACUCCAGUAUCAGGUAUGUAAUUGUCUUUGACCGGUAAUCUUUAAGUAUGUACGUCAGCAUCAUAGUUUAAUUCCCACGAUUGAAGAAAUGAUUCUAGUAUGAGGUACAUCCUGUAGCUCUUCUCUUCCUCAUCUGUAAUAUGUGUGAACUAUUGAAUGUUUUGUUUUUAAAAUUGAUUUGCCCUCGUCACGUCAGUAACUAUUUCCAUUGCUAACAUAUUUAGGAAUGAGACCUCCAUCUUCAAACACCGAUACAGACCUCGAGCGAUUCAGACGAUUUCGUCCCGGUUCGUAACGAUGAGAUGGUAGUUAAUCUUUAUCAGCUUGCCUGCGGACUUCCUAUGCAUGUAGACUCUUUUACUUGUUCGCUUCUUGAUGCAUGGGGAAUUUCAGCACAUCAAAUGCAUCAGUCACUUUGUUUUGCAUUGAAGCGGGUGCUUUCAAUCUCCAUCGCUUACUAUCGCUUAAUUAAUUCCAACAGAGAUCUGAAUGCAAAUGAAAUCUCAGCCCCGACUCCUGCUGUUCCUCUUAACCAAAGACCAGGAGUUACUGCCAUCGAAUCUGACUCAGAAUCUUACGACUGUCAUUCUCCAAAGGCACCAGAAAUGAAUUCAAUGGAGACUGAUCACUGCCAAGGAUCAUCCUCUCCUUUUAGUUUGAUUAGAAUUCGUCGAAGACAUUCACAGCUGGCGAUAAUUCCUCGGAUGCCCAUGACUUUGGAGCUAGUACCGGUAGAAAAAGGCUCAAGAGGCUUCGAAAAGGUGAUCAGCCCCCUCCCUUUGCAUUUAAUGGUCGACGUCCGAAAAUUCCUCUUUCGAGAAGCGAGCUUGUGUGGCUCGAAAGGUGGAUUUUCCCCUGUGCUUGACGGAAAUAGAGAGAGCACGACUUCUGGUUCUAGCGAUGAGGUUCUUGGAAUGAACACUGAAAAUUCUGACGAUAUUUCUUCCGGUUGUCCUAGUCCUUUUAUCGACUUAGGUGAUGCUGAAGUUCCUUCGGGAAGAGAAGCCGUAAGAGGAAAUGAUUUCUCCAACACGCUAUUUGCAUCUAGCAAAGACACGCGACAGCUGCCCAUGACGAUGUUUUAUCACCAGGUCGCAGAGAUCCUACUCAAGAUAAUGGAGAAAAAGUUAUCCAACCAUCCUUGCCACCUGAACCUUUGUCUGCCUUCGAAGUAUUUCCUGACGUUGGAAUGAUGGGAAGCGGCUCGACUAACCCUUGUUCGGAGAAUGAAAAUGUUAGAGUAUACCGACCCACUUCGAUCCCGCAAUCUGAUCCUGGCAUUAGACGAUCUGCCGUUGCCCCUCCAUCUCCAGUCCAGCCGAUAUACGAGCCUGACUACAACAUUUUGCUUAAAACCAUGACAGAACAUUUCAACCAGUUUCUGAAAUCCGCGAUCCAACUAAAUGAUGCGCAAAAACAAAACAACGUGCUUUGGAAGGUGGUGCUGAUGUCGGUGUGAGACAGGAAAUCACAUGGUAGGAGAGCGAAAAUGCUGAGUUGUCUACUGCUAUAAGGGUGCUGACCGAAGAGUUGGCUGGAGCACGCCAGGAAUUAGCUAACUCCGAAUCCCAUGUUUUGCAACUGCAACUAUCCUUGGACCAAAUCAGGGAUGUACUUCAAGAUUCUUGGGGGUACUUGAAAAGGCGAGGGUCUAACAACACCACCCAAUAUUUCGCUUAGCAAUCUGUAUGGACAAACUCCAAUAUACUUUUUAUGAGAAUCAACUAGACAGUUAGACUCAAUCAAUAAAAAAAUAUAUCAAAGAGUUUAUAUCUAAA